Molecule: messenger RNA, 1326 nt
Organism: Fraxinus pennsylvanica
Lineage: Eukaryota; Viridiplantae; Streptophyta; Magnoliopsida; Lamiales; Oleaceae
Source: the annotation of a GenBank genome assembly
AUGCCGACGAAAUGGGCUGGAGAUGUCGGUGAAAUAUAUAGUGGAUUUACAGAAAAUAAUGUAAAACCUAUGCAGAAUUGUAGUCUCAUUGAGUGGGAAAAUAUCCGGUGGUUAGCACGUGUCUGCGUUAAACACUCGUUUAUGGUCGGAGGACUUACAUGGGUUUUCCUUAGUAGUGAUGCUUCCUCAUCUACCUCAUCUCAUGAUCGGACAUCUCGUGGCAUAGAGCAGCUUCAAAACGGUAAUCAGCCAUCUACUAGAGCAAGGGUUCCAGUUUACCAGCCUCCACUUUUUUCUGCGACUACAUCAAACUCAAGGAACUCAUCACUUGCUCAGAGGGGAAAUGGGCGUGGCCGCCGAAGGAGCCCAUUAAAUUCUGGGUUAUGGAUAUCUGUCGAGCUAGUAUUAACAGUGAGCCAAAUUAUUGCAGCUAUUGUUGUGCUAUCUUUGUCAAGGCACGAACAUCCACAUGCUCCUUUGAAAGUGUGGGUUGUGGGUUAUGCAUCUGGUUGUGUAGCCAUCCUUCCUCUUCUAUAUUGGCGAUUUCGCUAUCGAAACCGUGGUUCUGAACAGGAUCCAACUCAGCACGUGCAGGAUUCAUCUCAGAACAACUUCUCUGCAGGCCCUUCAAGUAGAAGAAUUUCUGAGGGAGAAGAUCAUCAGACAACUGGUACGACGUCUAGUGGUGGUCCAAAUGUUUCACCAAGACUUAGGGCACUUGUGGAAUACUUCAAGAUGGGUUUAGAUUGUUUCUUUGCAGUGUGGUUUGUGGUUGGCAAUGUGUGGAUUUUUGGAGGGCACUCGUCUUCCACUGAGGCUCCCAAUUUGUACAGGUUGUGUAUAGUGUUUCUUACCUUUAGCUGUAUUGGAUAUGCAAUGCCUUUCAUUCUGUGCGCAACGAUCUGCUGCUGCCUCCCCUGUAUAAUUUCAGUCCUGGGUUUCAGAGAGGAUUUGGCUCAAAAUAGAGGAGCCACACAAGAAUCAAUUAAUUCACUGCCAACUUAUAAGUUUAAAGUGAAGAAGAACAAGAAUAGCAACAAGGAGAGUAACUCAGCCACAGAUGAAGCUGGAAUAGUGGCUGCUGGAACAGAGAAAGAGCGCGUGGUAUCAGGAGAGGAUGCGGUUUGCUGCAUUUGCUUGGCGAAGUAUGUGAACAACGAUGAACUCCGGGAAUUGCCUUGCUCUCAUUUCUUUCACAAGGAAUGUGUGGAUAAAUGGCUAAAGAUCAAUGCCUCGUGUCCACUUUGCAAAGCCGAGGUUGGUGAAACCAUUUUGGGUUCACUCACUGAAACGACUGCCAGUCUACGACAGAGCACCGUGUUAUAA